This is a messenger RNA of Exophiala viscosa, 1188 nucleotides long. RefSeq lists its product as uncharacterized. The coding region runs from base 298 to 942 and encodes 214 amino acids. The record is from RefSeq and is a predicted model, not a curated record. NCBI's taxonomy places the organism in Eukaryota, Fungi, Ascomycota, Eurotiomycetes, Chaetothyriales, Herpotrichiellaceae. The transcript has a single exon.
UCUGCGGUGUCCCUGAAAGUCAUCGACUACUUGGACUUCUGGGAUAUUUCAAGCCUUCGAGCAACAUCUCGGUACUUCCGGACGUUACCCAAGCCCAGGCAAAUCCACCGUGUACUGGUGGAGUUCGACAAAGAAUUCGAGCAGUGUAGGCAUCUACUCUUUACUUUUGACAGCCAGAUCUCUUCUCGGAUCCUUCAAGGUCUCGCAGAGACUCAUCACCCUGACGGCAGAGUUAUCGAGACCGACAAUCGUCUGAGUCCUAAUUACUUGAAUAAGUACAGGGUUCUAGGAGACUGGAUGGUGUCGACAAAAACACUGGGCAUCCCAAGCUGCCAUGCAUUGGUGGCUGUGAAGAAACGACUAUCCCUAUCUCUGACCCGAUGUGACGAGUGCCUACUCCUCAAAGAGGCAGAGCAAUUCGACCUCAGCCAAUUCGGAACGGGUGGGACGAUGUACGAACUUCUACGAAGCCUCGACUGGGUCACUUUCAGACAGUCGUUUGGCCCGCAUCUGCCGGUGAAGGAACCCGAGAGAAGAGUAUGUCUGCCGUGCCGUUUUCGAACCACCAGAGAAGCUCAAGAGAUAGGCUGGAUACGGGAAAUCUAUGAGCCUCACUGGCAGAUCAUUUGUUCUGGGUGCUCGAGGAGGGAGUUCUUUCUGAACUCACAACACACUCCUCCGACAGUCUGUGAUUGCACUGGAGAUCACGCAUGUUGGGAGACACCUCAUGUCCUUGAAGCCUUUGGUGUCUAUGCUCAGACUGGAAGAAUGUUGUCAGGAAAGCUCUGUACUCGAUGCUUUGUGAACGCCAAUGCCAAAUGGUUCGCGCGCAAGCAGCAAUUGAAGGCCGAGAUUGCCGAAAGAGAACGCGAACUGUGGUCGAUGGACAAAGAAGACGAAGGUGACGAGGAGGGCUGCGCUAUUGGCGGACAAUAUUGGUGAUUUCUGUUGAGCUUCCUCUCGGUCAUCGACCUUGACUUGGAUUUGGAGCAUUUCAGUUCACUUCAGCGGCACAUACGAUUCUGAUAAAGGACAUGCACACUGGAAAGCGUGCAGGACCUAAUUUGGAACGAUUUACAGCAGGCAACGAUGUUGUAUGCUGGUCUGAAUCAAGCAAGCUGUCAGCAUGGGGUGUCGUGUAAUGUGAAUGUGUGUCUGGCACAGAUAGGUGGUGAUCUCUGGUAACAG